AUGGCGGCCAGGCCACCUGUUCCGUUAUUUCCGGAAACAAACAAAAUCAGACUCUCUCACUCUCCGCAUCUUCUCUCUUCUUCCAAUUUCCGUUACAAUUUCAGCGCAAAGUGCAGUUUCGAGAAUCAUCGAAAUUCCACAAUCGAACAUUUCUCAAAUAUGAAUAGAGAUUCGGUUCACGGCAACAAUUCUUCAUUUUCUUCCUCAUUGGUCUCUGCUUCUUCUUCAGCUUCUCAACUCAAUUCGAAGAAUUCCAAGAAGGUUGUUCUCUUUUAUUCUGCUGAAACCAAAUCACUAGCUUACAAUAUUGCCUCUGAAUCUGAUGCCAUUGAACUCCGAUCCAUCUCUUGGGGCAAGUUUCCUGACGGCUUCCCCAACAUUUUCAUUCCCAAUGCUCAAGGCAUUCGUGGACAGCAUGUGGCUUUUCUGGCAUCAUUCAGUUCUCCAGCUGUGAUUUUUGAGCAGAUUCCUGUUAUUUAUGCCUUGCCGAAAUUGUUUGUUGCCUCAUUUACACUUGUGCUUCCGUUUUUCCCAACUGGAACUUCUGAAAGAAUGGAGGAUGAAGGUGAUAUCGCCACUGCUUUUACUUUGGCCAGGCUUUUGUCAAACAUACCGAUUUCUAGAGGAGGACCGACGAGUUUGGUCACUUUUGACAUUCAUGCUUUGCAGGAGAGAUUCUACUUUGGUGACAACAUAUUACCAUGCUUUGAGAGUGGCAUACCAUUGCUUAAAAGAAGGCUCCAAGAUCUGCCUGAUUCUGACAAUAUAUCAGUUGCUUUUCCUGAUGACGGGGCCUGGAAACGGUUUCAUAAGCAAUUGCAGCAUUUUCCAACGGUAGUUUGUGCAAAAGUUCGUGAAGGAGAUAAACGAAUAGUUCGAAUUAAAGAGGGAGAUCCUAAGGGUCGGCAUAUUGUGAUUGUUGAUGAUUUGGUUCAGUCAGGUGGAACCCUGAUAGAAUGCCAGAAAGUUUUGGCAGCUCAUGGAGCAGCAAAGAUAAGUGCUUAUGUGACUCAUGGCAUUUUUCCAAAUAAAUCAUGGGAACGCUUUGGGCAUGAUAAUGGGGGGAACCCAGAAAGUGCAUUCACCUAUUUCUGGAUCACAGACUCAUGUCCCUUGACAGUGAAGGAGCUGAUGCAUAGGGCACCAUUUGAGGUUCUUAGCCUAGCAAGCUCUAUAUCAGCCAGUCUUCAAAUCUGA
Molecule: messenger RNA, 1197 nt
Organism: Lathyrus sativus (Indian pea)
Lineage: Eukaryota; Viridiplantae; Streptophyta; Magnoliopsida; Fabales; Fabaceae
Source: the annotation of a GenBank genome assembly